UCUGGGCACCUGCUGCAGCUGUGGUUGAGGCCCGGAAAUGUGAAGGGCCGCCAUCCACUCCACUCAGUAGGGACCCCGACGUGGGGGUCAAUGUGGAGGGGGGAGGGACCGCUGCAGCAGCUGCAGGAGCAGAAGUGCCAGGCCUUGCUCUUCUCAUGCCCCCAUCCAUGCUUGCAGCUAGCAAUGGGGCAGGAAUCAGCGAGGUGACCUGGGCUGAGUCCUGGGAGUGGGAAGAAGUGGCAGGAAGGGAAUCUGAGAAGGAGAACAGGGGGCCUGGUGGUCUGUGCUUCUUCCCAGACACAGGAGCUGUAGAGGGAGCCUCUGCAGCAGAUGCUAGGGGAGCCACUGGGCCCCGGGAGUCUUGGGACUUGUCUCUCUCCUGCUGUGCAUCCAUCCUGGGUGCUUUAGAAACAGCAAACAGACCACAAGUCCCUGUUGCAAGUGAGGACAAAGUGUGGGAAGGCCGUGAGGGUCUGCAGUCCCAGAUGGCCUUGGCCUCACCCCGCAGUACACUGUUGAUGCACUGGAACGCCGCCUCCUUCUCCAGGUCCAGGUCUUCAGCAGUGACCCGGAACCCCAGCUCUAAGGGAGGUGGCAGCAUCAGAGGCUCCCCUCGCCUGCGUGGCAGCAGGAGAAACUUGCGUCUACGGGGCCUAGAGGUCUGGGAUCUGGGGGAGCCAGUCCUGGGGGUGAGUGUCUGCUCUGGUGUUGUAUCCGCUGCCUUUUCACGCUGGGUGUGACCCGAAGGGACAGCCUGAGGCCUGGCCUCACUCACUGUCUUUGAGGAACUGAGGGUCAGCUGACAGUGGGAUGAGGCUGGCUCCCCCAUCCUCCUCCGCUUUAGCCAUGAGAAGCCUCCCGUGGAGCUGUAGGAGCCCGAGAUGGCAUUUUGUUUGGUGCACGAGCUCGUCCAGGAGGUCUGGGAUCUCUGGUUAUAUCUGACUUCUGACCUCUGGGCAUGGAGGUCUCUCUGCAGUGGCCCAGGUCUGGGCACAAAGGGAGAGAGGCCUCCAUUGUCCCGCAGGGGCUGAAAUGCAGACCGUGCAUCCCCGGUGACCAUGGGGACCCUUCUCUGAUCAUCAGGAUUCUCUUGGACUCUGGGGUCCUUGUCCUGCUCAGGCAUCCCUGCCCCGCUCUCCUUGAGGUCCCCUCAACAAGAUCUUCCCUGGACACGAGUCUGGGGACAGCCAGGUGUUGUGGGCCCCAAAGGGGUGACUCCCUGCUCCUGGCCCCACAGAGAUUCCUUGUGCUCAGUGCAGGGGCUGAGCUGCAGGACGCCCUGGAAUUGGAGCAC
Mandrillus leucophaeus (drill) is the source of this 1294-nucleotide messenger RNA. RefSeq lists its product as uncharacterized. NCBI's taxonomy places the organism in Eukaryota, Metazoa, Chordata, Mammalia, Primates, Cercopithecidae. Bases 156 to 740 code for a protein of 194 amino acids. The transcript has a single exon. The record is from RefSeq and is a predicted model, not a curated record.